GGCGCGGGGCGGGGGCGCAGUCCCGGGUCCGACCGGCCGAGCCCCGCGCGCCCCGCCCGCGCCUUGCGCCUCCGCCCGGCCGGCCGGCGGGGGGAGGGGGCAUGAGCCGGUGCCCGCGCACCGCCCCGAGCUGCGGGCCGGCCUAGAGCCCCGCGCGGGCCCCGCGCCCGAGCCGCCACCGCCACCGAGCCGCGGGCGCCGCGAUGCAGCGGCCUGGGGACCCCGGCGCCGCGCGCUUCGGGCCGCCCGAGGGCUGCGCCGACCACCCGCCGCAUCGCUACCGCAGCUUCAUGAUCGAAGAGAUCCUCACCGAGCCGCCGGGGCCCAAGGGCGCCGCGCCCGCCGCCGCCGCUGCUGCCGCGGCGGGCGAGCUGCUCAAGUUCGGCGUGCAGGCGCUGCUGGCCGCGCGGCCCUUCCACAGCCACCUGGCUGUGUUGAAAGCUGAGCAGGCUGCGGUGUUUAAGUUCCCUCUUGCACCGCUGGGCUGCUCCGGGCUAGGCUCGGCGUUACUGGCAGCAGGGCCUGGACUGCCCGGCGCCCCUGGCACACCGCACCUGCCUCUUGAGCUGCAGCUCCGCGGGAAGUUGGAGACACCGGGCACCGGGGAUCCGGGCACCAAGGCCAAGAAGGGGCGUCGGAGCCGCACGGUGUUCACUGAGCUGCAGCUGAUGGGCCUAGAGAAACGCUUUGAGAAGCAGAAGUACCUCUCCACGCCGGACAGAAUAGAUCUCGCUGAAUCCCUGGGCCUGAGCCAGUUGCAGGUGAAGACGUGGUACCAGAAUCGGAGGAUGAAGUGGAAGAAAAUAGUGCUGCAGGGCGGCGGCCUGGAGUCUCCCACCAAGCCCAAGGGGCGGCCCAAGAAGAACUCCAUUCCCACGAGCGAACAGCUCACGGAGCAGGAGCGCGCCAAGGAGGCAGAGAAGCCGGCGGAGGCGCCAGGCGAGACCAUCGACAGGAGCCGCGAGGACUGAGCGC
Odobenus rosmarus divergens (Pacific walrus) is the source of this 975-nucleotide messenger RNA. RefSeq names its product BARX homeobox 1 (gene BARX1). The record is from RefSeq and is a predicted model, not a curated record. Gene Ontology annotation, molecular function: RNA polymerase II transcription regulatory region sequence-specific DNA binding; DNA-binding transcription factor activity, RNA polymerase II-specific. The transcript is spliced from 4 exons. Lineage: Eukaryota; Metazoa; Chordata; Mammalia; Carnivora; Odobenidae. Gene Ontology annotation, biological process: regulation of transcription by RNA polymerase II. Bases 204 to 971 code for a protein of 255 amino acids. Gene Ontology annotation, cellular component: nucleus.